GUGCAGAAGGUUGUGGAUGCCGCCCAUGGCAGUUGGGCAAGAUUCGGGGAGAGCAUGCUGCACAAAUAUCGGCUGGGUGAUGGGCUGCUUACCAUCUCGGAUCUUGAGGGAAUGAACAAGGAUGACCUUACCACGAUAGGGGCCUUUGUACAAGAGUUUAAGAAGAAGGCAAGGAAAGUUCACGGGAUCUCUGAGGAGAGGCAAUGCACUAUCUUUCUGGGACUGCUUACUGGGUCAGAGGCAGCCGAACUGACAAGUCAUGGAGGAGGCAGCGCAAAGCUUACCUGGGCCACCAUCGACAGAGGAGUGAAGGAUGGGAGUUUAGAUCAGGUAGAGCAACAUCAGAUGGGCCUGCAAAGGAGGAAGAGAAAGGAAAGGGACGCUACUGCAUCAGGGACCCCGGGGGUAAAAAGGAUCGUCACUGAUGUGCUUGCGGCAUUAGGCUAUGGCCAGGAUGCCGAGGCACAGAGAAAGGCGGUAGCCGAGGUCCAAGGCCGAGGGAGAGAGGUGGGGGAUGAAGGCGCCGGGCAAGAGGAUUACGGUGGGGAGGAAACGGGGUCACAAAUCCUUACAAAGGCCCAGCGGAAGCAACAUAAUCUGUUGCUGGAUGGUCAAGGGUCUGGCAAAGGACAGGCCCCCCAGGCAAUUGCUGCACCACCAAAAAGGAAGUACACCGUCAGGCUGGAGGAGGACUUUGACGUGGAAAGGAUGGUGGACCGACUCCUUGAAGGUCACAAUGACCUUAUGAAUUUAAAAGACAUCCUGGCAUCCGCACCAAGACUCCGGGAAGAGUUGAAGGGGCGAUUGUCUCGAAGGCUGGUGCCCAACGUGCAUUUGAGCGCCGUCCUGCCCAGGGAAGUGGGAUGGACACAAGCUGGAACGAGGAUGGACUGGAAGUGCGCGGCAUGCGGACUGGUGGACUUGGUAAUAAAAGAGAAAAAGUGCGUGGCGAUGAUGGAUACGGGCGCCGAAAUGAAUAUCAUUAGGGAAAGAGAUGCGCUCAUGCUCGGGAUGAAGAUCGAUCGUGCAGAUCACGGUGUGCUGCACGAGGCUAAUUGCAAAGCAGUUUUUUGCGGCACAGCGUCGAAUGUGAUCAUAGAAAUUGGCAAGGUGCGAGCAAGGACGUGCUUUUUCGUCAUGCCAGAUGUGGACCAUCCCAUCCUUCUGGGCAGAUCGUUCAUGUGCAGGACGGAGACCCUGAUCUUCAACAAGCACGACGGAACGAUGAUAUUGCUCCUGAGUGAUCCAGCCUGUGGGAACUACAAAGAUGUCACCUGCCGGAACAUGGGGCCAGGGAGCGAACAGAAUAGGCCUAACCCCGGCUCGUUCACCUAUGUGGAAUCGAAGAACGAGCGGCGGAGACUCGCGGGGGAGUCCGAGGAGGAAGGUGGGGCGGAAGUGCUGUCACUAAGCCUUACGGAUCUGAUAAAGAAAAGGCAUCGCGCAUACGCCUUUAAUGACGACCAGCGUGGGAGGCUGGAUGUGGACAAGAUCCCGAUGAUCCGGAUCCACACAGUUCCCCACGAGCCCUGGAACUUGAGGGGUGCGCGAUACCCAAACCCUGAUGAGGAGAAGAUGGUGGUGGAUUAUCUGGAUGGCAAGAUGCGCAUGCAUGUUGCUGGCUACUCUAGUGGUUCGUAUGCUUCCCCUUGGUUCUGCUUUAUUAAGCCAAACGGGACGCUACGCUUCGUGAAAGACUUCGCCGCCAAGACCGGGCAUCUGAGGGAGCUGGUGUGCCAGGACCAGGAGUGGGUUUGGGGCGAAGACCAGGAAGAAGCGGUAGCCAGGAUGAAGAGAGAGUUUAAGGAAGGAGGGUUGGUGCUAGGGGCGCCAAAUUAUGAAGGGACUGAAGAAAAGCCGUUCAUCAUCGAGACAGACGCUGGGCCAACUUCAUUAGGAGGGGUUUUGAUCCAAGCGGAUGUCGAAGGAAAGGAAAGGCCGCUAAGAUUCGAAAGUCGCACUCUUAAUACGACUGAGAGGAAUUACUCCCUGUUCAAGAAGGAGACGCUCGCGGUACUCCAUUGUCUAAGGGUCUUCCGGAAUUAUGUCUUCGGUAUGAGAUUUAUAUUGAGGGUAGACCCUACGGCGCUGGCCUGCUUUUUAAAAAAUUAUACACCAUCUGACCCAACCGUCGCUCGAUGGUUGACGUACAUUUGGAUGUUUAAUUUCGAGUUGGAAAGGAUUCCGGGGAACAAGAAUAGAGCUGACGGCCUGAGCCGCGUCAACUGGGACAGUGCAGAUCAGGGGUCGAUCGAAGACACCCCGCCAGUUGACGGGUUCCUGGAUCAAGAAGAAGAUGUGCGACUCCAUAUAAAUAAGUGGGCGCUGCGAGUACCUAGUUGUGUUAGCUAUCCCAUAUGGAUAGCACCAAGAGAGUAUGAGCGGAAGGCCGAUUUAAUCCUUAAGCCAUUUCAGGAAGAAGAUCCGUGGGGAGGCAAGGACACGCAGUGGAUGAUGAAGUUGGCCCUGGCAGGGACACAUGGCUUGGUGGAAGAGGUGAGGACAAUAGAGGAAGGGCCUACUCAGAUAGAGGAACAUGAGCAGCUAAUGGGAGGGAUGUAUCUGCUCACUAAUACGCUCCUGCAAGGAGACUUUGACCGGAGAGGCUCGUUUAGUCAUGAGGAGGAUGAGGUCCUGAUUCCGGAAAGCCAGGAUGACGAGUUCGAAGAAGGGGAGAUUAAGGAGGCAUUCCGGGCAGAGGAAUAUGACGGGAUCUAUCUUGAGCUGGGCCUACUUUUAUCCUGUGAGAUGAGGGACAGGGAUGCUAGCGACAAGGCGCAGAAGUUGAGGCACCUCUACGUGGUGAGAGAUGGACAUUUGUUCAUAAAGCGGCAAGUUGGGAAUCCCAAGCGGAUUGUGUGCAGGAGGAACCGACAGUUGGACAUCAUAGCGGCAUUAUAUGAUGGUAUAGCAGGUGGGCACAGAGGUGUGAGUGCCACAUGCGCAAAGAUAAGUGAGCUCUACCAUUGGGAUGGAAUGCUGACGAUGGUCAUCAAGUACUGCCAAUCCUGUGUACCUUGCCAGGAAAGGUCGGCGCAAAGGCCGGGAGAGCCCCUGCACCCAAGGUUGGAAAGGGAAGUGGGUGCGGUUGAACACCUGGACCUGUUGUUUAUGCCAAUGGGGGAAAAUGGGUGCAACUACAUCUUCGAUGCACGCGACAAUCUCACCGGGUUUGUAGACGGGCGGGCUAUCCGAACGAAGACCGGCCCAGUUUUGGCAAGUUGCAUCGAGGAGUAUUAUCUGCGCUGUCCUUUCGUCAAGGAGUUCAUGAUGGACCGUGGGUCAGAGUUUACCUGCAAUGAGGUGCGGACUUUGCCUGCAGGAUAUGGAGUAGUGACCAACUACACUACGGCCGCACACCCCCAAGCGAACGCUCCUGUGGAAAGGGGGCACAGUACCAUCACGAACCUCUUGGCUAAAUGGACAGAGGGCAAGCCUGGUCAGUGGCCGAAAUUCCUGCGAGCGACUUUUUUCGUGGAGAAUAUUACGGUGAAGAGGACUACCAAGUAUGCGCCAGCCACGCUAUGGUAUGGGAGGCAUGCCACCUUCCCUAUAGAAAGCUUUAUGAAAACGUGGAGGCGCGAGGACUUGGAAGUAAACCUGUCCUUCGAGGAGCUGCUCGAUAUCCGAGCGCGGCAAUUUAGAGCGGCCGAGGAAAGAUUGCGAGAGGCCGCUGGUCAGGUAGAGAGAAGUCGCAUGGAGGAUAAGAUGAGGUGGGAUCAAACGGCGCGAGUGCGGAAAGAGCCCUUGGCAGUGGGAGAUAGCGUGUUAUUAUACGACUCAUCCCUGGAAAAGCAGUGGUCACGAAAACUUGACAAAGGAUGGUUGGGGCCCUACAGGAUUGUGCGAUGCGGCGAGUUUGGGGCGUACCAGAUCGAAGAGCUAAACGGCACAAAGUGGAAAGAUUGGAGGGGCGGGCGGGGCACGCGGCCACGACAGAGACCUCUCGGGGCAUCCGGAGGGGAGGAGCGGCAUGGGCCCUUCAGGAGGGAGCCUACACCCGUGUUUGACGACGACAACAUCGAGCUCUUCCUGGACGCUUACCGAGAGCAUGCAGCCCGGAGAGGAUGGGACGUGGCCGAGAGGAUACGUCACUUGAGGGGAGUUGGGAGGUUCGAGGAGCCCAUUGCGCAGAUCAGGGAGGAGGCCCUGACUUGGUCGGAGGUAGAAGCAAGGAUGCAGAGACUGAGAGCUUCGACUUUGGGGAAUGAUGGGUUACCUAUUCGUUUGGAGGAAGGGAACGCGGAGGAAUUCAUCCCAGCAUACGAACGGUAUAUGAGCGAUCAGGGAGUUUCGAGGGAUGAGUGGGUACAGGCGCUGCGCCUUUGGACCAGAGAGGCGGAGCGUCCGCUGCUGAGGGUGGCGUUUCGGCGACCGGAACUAGAGAGGCCAGAACCAAGGGUUGACAGAAGGCGGCGAAGCAAGAGGUUAAGGGAUUUGGAGGCAAGAGAGCCGGUGACGUCGAGAGGUGGUCGGAAGGCCCUAGCACAACGAGAAGGAGGACAAGUAGGGCCGGCUAGUGCAAGCGAGUCCUUCCCUGCUUGUGGCCUCAGGCAGGUGGAGUUCCACCAAGUUACAGAGGAUGACCUACUGGGGCCCUCGCCACAGGCACCAGAGCAGAGGGAGAGCGAGGUACCAACAACGCCUUUCAGGAGUCUGGAGGCCCACUUAGACGCAUCCCAGUGGGAGGCCCCUUCAACAGGAGAGAACCCUACGGACCCAUCAGGAGGGGAGCAGACUCGCCUAGAGCCUGAGGCGGAGCCACUCAUAUUGAAGGGGGUAGGUGCGGAAGAUGUCAUUGUGGUGGAAGGUGACACUCCCCCUGACUCCCCAGCUCGAGCUCAGACACAGAGGUCCUGGCCAGAGGGCGUCGCGGGGCCAGACAGCCAGGAGGCCCCAGUACCACCACCAGAGGCCACUAUGUCACCCUGGCAGGAGGUUGAGGCAAGAGGGCCAGUGGAGGGGUGGAGGACGGAGCCCCGCCUGAUUGUCGACUCACGCUUAGCCGCGCACGCAGCCGAGCGCCCUGACAUUGAGGAGACCAGCCCAGUAGGGCCAUCAUCGGGGCUAGUGGGUACUAAGUUAGGGGAGGGUUCGCAGGCUGCGACUGGGGAAGUCGCGGAGGCAGGCACAGGAAAGGAGCCAGACAAAGCCGCCCAGGCAAAGCGUGCUCGGGUACGAGCUCGCCUUGAGGAGAUACAUGAGCGCAGGGACAAGAUGGAGGCUGCAGGGAUAGCGCCAAGGCCACCAGUCUCCCCAAAGACAAGUGAAGAGAGGAUUGACGAGGAGGCCAUCAAAUGGGUAGACAAGGGGAUAAAGCAGACAUCCAUGGAGGCCUUUCACAGGUACUCCCUGCUUAGUGACGAGUUGGCUCUCAGGAAAGAUGAGGUGGAACAGCUGACUGCCCAACUUGCAGAGGAGAGAGCCGAGAGCAAGGCCAGGCAAACUCGCCUGGAGGCGAAGGAGGCUGAGUGGGAGGCAAAGCUCAAGGAAAUGGCGGCCGCAGUGGAAAAGCUUACCGCCACCAAGGUGAUCGAUUGGACUGAGCAGAGCAGAUACGGCAUCCAAGGGAAGGGGGUGCAAGGGCUGUUUGGCCAAGAGGAGGCAGCAGAGGCAUCUCGGCAAGAGAAGUUGGGGAAGGUAUUUCUGGACCCAGCAGAGGCAGAGGCCAGAAAAGAAGCCAACAAAGGAAGCUUUGAGUUCAAGGCUCCCACUUAGCUGGCUUCACAGCAGGAGGCCGCUACUUCGGCAGAUGUUCCUAAGGAGGUGCUGACCCAAGAGCCCCAACCUGCAUCA
Molecule: messenger RNA, 5796 nt
Organism: Chara braunii
Lineage: Eukaryota; Viridiplantae; Streptophyta; Charophyceae; Charales; Characeae
Source: the annotation of a GenBank genome assembly